Molecule: messenger RNA, 2013 nt
Organism: Phyllostomus discolor (pale spear-nosed bat)
Lineage: Eukaryota; Metazoa; Chordata; Mammalia; Chiroptera; Phyllostomidae
Gene: UNC5CL
Product: unc-5 family C-terminal like
Exons: 8
Coding region: 406-1971 (521 amino acids)
Biological process (GO): netrin-activated signaling pathway; positive regulation of canonical NF-kappaB signal transduction; positive regulation of JNK cascade
Cellular component (GO): membrane
Molecular function (GO): protein binding; netrin receptor activity
Source: RefSeq, a predicted model, not a curated record
UGUAGAUCAAGGUAGAUAGUUUGACAGAUGAGGAAACCGAGGUACAUUAAGGAAUAUGACAAGCACACUCAGCCAGUGACCAAGGUGGCAUUUGAAUUCACAUCCUCUAACUCUAAGCUCUUUCUGCCUCAGGGGAGUUUAAUUUGAUGUUUAGGUCAUGAAGAGCUAUGGUAGGUUCUUGAGUAAGAGAGAAAUAGGUGAAGUUCCAUUAAAGGAAUUCAUCUGACUGGGUGUUCGGGGUGUACUGGAAUAGAGGCAAAUUCACUCUCUCAUUGCAGUCAUUUGGAAGCCAAGUCUUGGCCUCUAUGACAUUGAAAAGUCUUAGCCUGGCACUGACCUCCUUCCCCGUCCUGACCUUGGCCCUGGCUGUUACAGGGGAGCUGGCUGCAUCCAGUGACCAGGCAGAUGUGCUUGCAGCAGAGUUCCUUCCAACCUGCCCAGUUCCUACUGCUGGUGGGGGUUCUGGUGGCAAGUGUCCUCCUUCUGGUCCAGUGCCUUCGACGGCAUUGUCCUUGCUGGAUGCUGCAGGCCUUCUGGAAGCUGGAUAGGCAAGAGGAGCCAGUGUCUGAACCCCCACCCCUACCAGAAAAUGAGUCCUCAAGGCCGUGCCCACCAGCCUCCCUGUCGGAGAUGGCUGCCUUCUAUCAGGAACUGCACAUGCCCACCAAGGGCCACACCGUCAUCCGUCAGCUGAUGCACAAGCUGUUGGUGUUUUCGGCUCGAGAGGUGGAUCAUCGUGGCGGCUGCCUGAUACUCCAGGACACGGGCAUCUCUCUGCUCAUCCCGCCAGGUGCUGUGGCUGUGGGCCGCCAGGAGCGGGUGUCAUUGAUUCUGGUGUGGGACCUGUCGGAUGCCCCAUCACUGUCCCGAGCCCAGGCCCUGGUGAGCCCUGUGGUGGCAUGUGGACCCCAUGGGGCCUCCUUCCUGAAGCCCUGCACCCUCACCUUCAAGCACUGUGCGCAGCAGCCUGGCCACACCCGCACCUACAGCAGCAACACGAACCUGCUUGAAGCUAAGGCCUGGAAGCCCCUGGAACAGUCAGGGGUCCACACCUCCCUGGACGAGUGUCGCAUCAACCUCUCCCACUUCAGCCUCUACACCUGUGUGCUGGAGGCACCGGCAGGACGAGAAGCUCGAAAGUGGCUACAGCUGGCGGUGUUUUGCUCACCACUGGCACCAGGGCAGACCCACCUGCAGCUGCGUGUCUACUUCCUCAACAACACCCCCUGCGCCCUGCAGUGGGCCUUGACCAAUGAGCAGCCCCAUGGCGGCCGCCUACGUGGGCCAUGCCAGCUCUUCGACUUCACUGGGGCUCGAGGGGACCAGUAUCUAAAGCUCAAGUACAUCUCUGAGGGUUGGGAGAAUGUGGAUGACAGCAGUUGCCAGCUGGUUCCCCAUCUCCACAUCUGGCACGGAAAGUGCCCUUUCCGCUCCUUCUGCUUCCGGAGAAAAGCAGCCAAUGAGAACGAGGACUGCUCAGCACUAACCAAUGAGAUCAUCGUCACUAUGCACACCUUCCAAGAUGGCUUGGAGACGAAGUACAUGGAAAUCCUCAGAUUCCAGGCAUCAGAGGAGGAAACCUGGGCAGCGCCACCCCCUGUCUCCCAGCCACCUCCAUGCAAUAGGUUACCUCCCGAGCUCUUUGAGCAGCUACAGAUGUUGCUGGAGCCAAACAGCAUCACAGGCAAUGACUGGAGGAAACUGGCUACUCACCUGGGGCUCUGUGGCAUGAAGAUUCGGUUCCUGUCCUGUCAACGAAGCCCCGCGGCGGCCAUCCUAGAGCUUUUUGAGGAGCAGAACGGCAGCCUACAGGAGCUGCAUUACCUCAUGACCGUCAUGGAGCGGCUGGACUGUGCUUCUGUCAUCCAGAACUACCUGAGCCAGACGAGUGUCAACAGCCCAGCCCCGGUCCGCGGGGGCGCCCAGGAGAACCAGGGCCUGGAGCUGGAGCUGCAGCUGGAGAAGCUCUGAGUGCCCCACCACCUGGGGUGGGGCGCAGUCUGCAGCCUUCUA